Candida albicans SC5314 is the source of this 3171-nucleotide messenger RNA. RefSeq names its product Trk1p (gene TRK1). Gene Ontology annotation, molecular function: high-affinity potassium ion transmembrane transporter activity. NCBI's taxonomy places the organism in Eukaryota, Fungi, Ascomycota, Pichiomycetes, Serinales, Debaryomycetaceae. Gene Ontology annotation, cellular component: plasma membrane. Gene Ontology annotation, biological process: intracellular potassium ion homeostasis; potassium ion import across plasma membrane. The coding region runs from base 1 to 3171 and encodes 1056 amino acids. The record is from RefSeq and is a predicted model, not a curated record. The transcript has a single exon.
AUGUUGUACAGAGUAUCUGGAUUUUACAAACGCCACACCCGAAAUUUCACCAAUAUUGACUAUGGUUACUACAUUAGAAAUUUUAUCCACCAUAUAGCAUCAAAAAUAUAUCCUUAUGCCAAGGUUGUGCUACCCAAUUUUCGGGCAGCUCACUAUUUCUACAUUCUUACCUUGGUCAUUUUGGGGUCGAUAUUGGUGUAUCCAGUAAAGACAUGUGCAUAUAUUGAUGUUUUGUUUUUCACGGCGGGGGCGUCUACGCAAGCAGGUUUGAAUACCGUCAAUGUCAACGACCUAUCCCUAUACCAACAAAUUGUAUUGUAUUUGUUGGCCACUUUGGCGACGCCGAUAUUUAUUCAUGGCUCCUUGCUUUUUGUUAGACUUUACUACUUUGAGCGUCAUUUUGAUAAUAUCAAAGAGCGUUCCUUAAUGGAUUAUAGAAUGAGAAAGUCUGCAACACUUGCAAGGUUGGGAUCUGCACCAACAAUGAGUUCAACAAGAUUAAACACUUUCAACAACCAAGUAUUGGGUUUUCAAGAACGAGAGGCAGAGAAGGGUUCGUCUUCAUCUCCUCAGUCAUCUUCAUCACAAACAAGCCAGCCGGUUCUGACAGCUUACAAUGAUCAAGGUGGGAAUGAUAUAGAACACCAUAGUGAGCCUUCAGACAGCGAUGAUGAUGAGAGUGGUAAUGGGCCUGUUACUUUCCAGGAGAAGAUUCAUUUUGAAGAGCCACAGAGACCAAGAUCUCAACGUCGACACAGCCGUACUGAUUCUGGUAUCAAGUUCAGUGCUUUGCCUCAUCCGAGAAGAAGGAAGUCGAUUGACCCUGAAGAUAUGUACCGAUCGAUAAACAUGUUGCAAGAGCAUAAGAAAAACCAAGAGGCUAAAUCCAAGGGAAUUCAGUUUUUGAACAUUGGUUCUCCGGUCCGUAGGAAAUCACGCAGUUCAAACAUUGAGGCUUUUCCAGAGGAGGAUACUAAUCCUCUGCGUGGUGAUGAGAUCACUCCAGCAACAAAUAGUGUCGGUACUGGCAAUAACGACGAGGAUGAAGAUGAUAUUUUGAUUAUCAAACCACCAAUAGAAAUAGAGAACUCAGAUGAAGCAAACCCGAUUUUCACCAAGAAGAAGAAACUCGCAUCACAGAUUCAAUUUAAAGAGACCCCUGGGAAAGCAAAGAAAUGGAUUACCACGAAAACGCGCAAACAUUAUAACCCUUGGACAAGCAAGUUGAAGAAAACAUUAUCAAAUUCAAGUAAAAAAGGGUCUCUAAGUGUUGUGCCGACAGAUACCGAGGAUGACAGCGAAGAUGAAGAAUAUGCAUCGAUAGAUUCUGAAACCAGUGAUAUCUCAGAUAACGAACAUGCUGCCGACAACGCUGAAGGAAGCGAUGUUGAUAGUGUAGGGUCAUACGAGGAAGAUGAAGAUGAAGAUGAACACAAUAGUGAUGACGAUGAUGAUGGUGAAGGUGAAAGGAGACUAGGAAAUGGCGCAUCUUUAACCAAAGCUCAAUCACAUUUGGUGUUGCCAUCAAAGGAUGAGACGGGUGGAAAGAAAUACACCAAGAGGAGCAACACACUCGAUACUCCACAACAAAACACAAGCGAUGGGCGCAAAAUUCGAAAGAAAGCACCAAAGCGGAAAACCCCAAGAACACAGAGAAAUGCAUCUUUCAAUCAACAUUCGAAUGUCUCAAUUGGUGAUGGUUCUAUAGAAAAUGUGGACACGAACGAUUCCUACCAGAGAUUGUCGCGAACAAUGAGUGGCAAUUAUCUAUCGUGGACGCCUACUGUUGGUCGGAAUUCUACGUUUAUUAAGUUGACGGACGAGCAGAAAGAGGAAUUAGGAGGUAUUGAGUAUCGGGCAGUUAAGUUGUUGAUCAAAAUUAUUGUUGUCUAUUAUGUGGGGUUCAAUAUUAUCCCUGGUGUAAUGUUGCUGAUAUGGAUAUAUUGUAUGCCUCACUAUAAAAACUUGAUGAUAAGCAGUUCCAUCUCACCCGCCUGGUGGGCGUUUUUCACACUGCAGUCGUCAUUCAACGAUUUGGGGCUCACUUUAACGUCCAAUUCGAUGAUGUCUUUCAACCAGAAUGCGUUUGUACAAAUCCUUUGUUCAUUUUUGAUUGUUAUCGGUAACACGGGGUUCCCAAUAUUAUUGAGAUUUAUAAUCUGGGUCAUGUUCAAAACAGCAAGACCAUUAUCUUUGUACAAGGAGUCCUUGGGGUUCUUAUUAGAUCAUCCACGUCGCUGUUUUACGUUGUUGUUUCCUUCUGUUCCUACUUGGUGGUUGUUCUUUAUAUUGGUAGUAUUGAAUGGGUUUGACUUGGUCAUAUUCUGUAUACUUGAUCUCCAUGAUGACACUUUCAAAGGGGUUGAUAUGGGGUACAGGGUUUUGAAUGGUUUGUUUCAAGCAUUCUGUACUAGAACAGUGGGAUUUUCAGUAAUGGAUUUAUCGCAGUUGCAUGCAGCGACUCAGGUGAGUUACUUGAUCAUGAUGUAUAUUUCUGUUUUGCCCAUUGCUAUUUCCGUGAGAAGAACCAAUGUUUAUGAAGAACAGUCGUUGGGGGUAUAUGCCAAGGAGAAUGCAGAGGGUGUUGAUGAGAGUGCGCCAUCAAACUAUGUUGGGUCGCAUUUGAGAAACCAAUUGUCAUAUGAUUUGUGGUAUAUUUGUCUAGGGCUAUUCAUAAUUUGUAUUGCCGAGGGUAAGAGAUUGAAGGAGCAGGACCUACGUUUUUCGAUUUUUGCAGUUCUUUUUGAGAUAGUCAGUGCAUAUGGUACGGUGGGGAUGUCUAUGGGAUAUCCAGGCGUGGACUGCUCUCUUAGUGGUGAAUUCAAUGUCAUUUCAAAGUUGGUGAUUAUUGCGAUGAUGAUAAGAGGAAGACAUAGAGGGUUGCCAUACACUAUCGAUCGUGCUAUUAUGCUACCUAACGCGGCUAUGAAACGUCAUGACAGAUUGCAAGAAGAGCACGCAAUCAAUAGACACAAUACUAUGGAAAGAACAACCACACUAGGUCGUGUUGCCACUUUUGGAAAUGGUCCAAUCGACGGGGGCAAUAAUUUGUUAACUCGAGCAAUCACCAACAUCGAGCACAGAUUGAGGAACAGAAGAGAUGGGCGGUCUGAGAGUCUGACUGUGAGUGAAGAUCCUCGUUAUGUAGUAAGAACUGUGAGUGAAGUAUGA